Molecule: messenger RNA, 1984 nt
Organism: Sipha flava (yellow sugarcane aphid)
Lineage: Eukaryota; Metazoa; Arthropoda; Insecta; Hemiptera; Aphididae
Product: D-2-hydroxyglutarate dehydrogenase, mitochondrial-like
Exons: 7
Coding region: 191-1744 (517 amino acids)
Cellular component (GO): mitochondrion
Molecular function (GO): catalytic activity; FAD binding
Source: RefSeq, a predicted model, not a curated record
CUACAUGUUGACGGCUCAUCAGUGCCACGGAGAGUGUAAUCGCACAAGGCUGCACGUUCUUACGGGCGUCGUAUCGAAUGCCGGCAGCCGCGUGUUCUUUCCUUUUCCAUAGUGAUAAUUUCGACCGUCAACGAGUAUUGUUUUUUUUUCAUUUUACCCAACCACGGUAAAAACGACGACGCGCCCCAUCAUGUCGUCCCUCGCCAUGGUCCAAUGUUCGCGGAGAUCGUUACCCGUCGCCGCAGCGCUGAUCGGACGGUUCCGGUUCCAGUGCCAGCAGCGAUGGUGCUCGGGUCCCGCGAAGGUCCGUGGCAAGUACGCACGCGUCACCGACGCCGACGUGCAUCACUUCAGGUCGCUGCUGGGCGAGUCGAACGUGUUGACCGGCCGUCAAAACGUCGGGCCGUACAACGUGGACUACUUGAAACACGUGUCCGGUGAGAGCGGAUUGGUGUUAAAACCGAAAACCACGAAGGACGUGUCGGAAAUAUUGAAGUACUGCAACGGAAGGAACAUAGCUGUAUGCCCCCAGGCGGGCAACACGGGCAUGUCAGGCGGCAGCGUGGCGAUGUUCGACGAGGUGGUCUUAUCCACGCAGCGAAUGAACAGUAUAAUUAAUUUCGAUCCCGUCUCCGGAGUGUUGGUGUGCCAGGCGGGCUGCGUGCUCGAGUCGCUGAUGAACCACGUGGAGAGUCACGGGUACAUGAUGCCAUUGGAUUUAGGGUCGAAGGGUAGUUGUCAAAUUGGCGGCAACGUGUCGACCAACGCCGGUGGCAUACGCGUCAUACGGUACGGCACGCUGCAGGGGUGCGUCCUGGGCCUGGAAGCCGUAACCGCAGAUGGUACGAUAUUAGACUGUGUAAAUACUAUGAGGAAAGACAACACUGGAUAUCAUUUGAAACAUUUAUUCAUUGGUUCGGAAGGAACUUUGGGUGUUAUCACUAAAGUAGCGAUAUUGUGUCCACGUCUCCCGAAGCAUGUAAAUAUAGCAUUUAUCGGGUUGGAUAGUUACGAUAAAGUACUACAAUUGUUCUCAAUUGCUCGGGCCGAGUUCGGGGAAACCCUUUCGUCGUUUGAACUCAUGGACAACGUGACCGUUACGUGCGUAGAGAAAAACCUCCAGCUCCAAUGUCCAAUCGCCAAUACAUAUCAGUUCUACGUACUCAUCGAACUUGCUUCAAGCCGACCUAAUGUUGGCCAACAUAUGGAAAAUGUUUUGGAAAAAGCCCUCGAUGACUCGGUGAUCGCCGAUGCUACGACGUCCGAUCAAACGUCGAACAUUAAUAAAAUAUGGAAGAUCCGAGAAUCAGGUAUUGAUGCGUUAUUAAAAUUGGGUUAUGUAUAUACUUUUGAUUUAUCAAUACCUUUAAAACAAUUCUACGAAAUUGUUGAACUGACCAGAGAGAAACUUAAGGACGUAGCGGAUUGCAAAAUUGUUAGUGGAUUCGGUCACAUAGGAGACAGCAAUUUGCAUCUAAACAUAGUGACAUCCAGAUGCGACGAGGAAUUGACCCAGUUAAUCGAACCUUUCGUGUACGGGUGGACGUCCAAGUGCGGCGGGAGCGUAAGUGCCGAGCAUGGGAUCGGUUCGGCGAAAACGCAUUAUCUAAAGUACACGAAGAGCGUCCAGGCCAUCGACCUGAUGAGGAGAUUAAAAAACACCAUGGAUCCCAAGUGCAUACUGAACCCUUACAAAGUAAUUCCUACCGCGACGGCAGAUGUCGCGGUGAGAGGUGAUCAGUAAUUUGAGGAUUAUAAAACUGUAUAGAUAAUAUUAUAUAUAUAUUUAAAUAUAAUCAUCGAUCCGUAGUGAUACACCUUGGUACGUAAGGAACUUUGUUUUUAUGCAAUAAAGGUUUUUUUUGUGCGUGGGGUGAGUUACUGUGGAAAUAAUUUACCCCAAUGCUGUCCAAAUCCCAAAGCUAUUUAAAUAUAAUAACAUUUUUUUGGAUCGAUUUAUUAUAAAUAUAUUUAAACAUGUAAA